AUGCCUUUUUACAUCACGGUGAGAGUAACAGGAACCGUGAAGAAAACCCCCCAAAAAGUCCUUAACAGGACUAAACUGGCCAGUUCGGAAAAAAAUAGGACCUUCAGAGCAGGGCCGGACACAGAUGCUAUUGCCCUCAAGUGUUUUGGUUCAGCAUCUACUUGGUGCAACACGCUGUUAAACACAGAUGGGAAUCACAGAGCCGAAGCAACGACGUCCAAAGUGGACACGCUCACAGGGGAAGAAAUAACAGUCCAGUUCAACAACAACGACCGUCAACUCUCGGUCUUCUGGGGAUUGCCCCCUCGCCCGGCCCUGCGGGAGCCGGAUGAGAAUUAUAAGAAUUCAAUGCUUUCAGCUCCCAAAGAAGAUAAUAAUUUUUCUCCUGUGGAACGUUUGGCCGAAGAGUCAUCUCAGCAUCCAGGAGGCCGCACUGUUUUCACAUCCCUCCACUGGCUGUGCGCGUUUCCUAGCGUGAUCCACGUGUCCCAUUACAAAAUCUUGAAGGACCGUUCGGCGGUAAAUGAGAAGAGUCCGCCAUCUACGCAAACCCCCUUGAGCAAACUGCCCUCAGAGGAUCCCCUCCCCGAGAACAAUGACCUUUCCAGUUGCAGGAACACUCUCACUGGCGCACCCCAAGAAAAACCAGAUUCAGCUCAUGAGGUUGGUAAAAAAAAGGAGAAAAUCUUUCCAAGUUCAAAUCCAUCCCCUUCGAUUGACGUUCGAGGGAUGGAUUUACCUGACCAGAAUAUCAAGCAAGAAUGCUCAAAAGUCCGCCCAACACCAUAUCCAGGUCUCUUUAUUGACGAGGAAAUGAUUUUCAAGAGUAACAUGGCAGGGUAUCAGAAGUGGCUACCUUUUAUGAAAACCUUCUUGAUCCAAAUCCAGGGAUACGUGAUGAUGGAUCCCGCCCCAGAAUCCCAACAAAACCAUUUCAGGGAGCCUGUGGCUUUUCCGAGCAUUCCGGAAGUCUGUGAGAACAAAGUGGAAUCAGACACGUUUAAAGAGAGAUUUUGUGGACAACCACAAAAAGAGCCGUCUAUUUUACCGACUACAUCAAAAUCCACGAAGGCUGCAGAUCUGAAGCAAGCUGAUACUCUGUCAGCCUCAGAAUUUAAGGUGCCAGAAAAAAUAAGCCGUAUAGUUAGAAAUAAAGAGCGCAACAAAACAGGUCAGCGGGGGAGAGAGAAGAACACGGCAAAGGAAGUAAAUCGGCUUAAGGAGAACCAAGAAAAAGGGUUGGAAAAUCGGUCUCUGGGCAUUAAACAGACACAUCCAGCUCAUGCAAAUGAACCCCCGAAGAACAUAAAUUAUCCAAAGAAGUUGGAGAGUACCGUCAUUUACGUUGAAAUAAAAGCAUCAGCCAGCCAAUGUGACGCAUACGCUCUCCUAGAGGCAUCGGCCACCCCGCUCAUGAGAGAGCUCACAGACCUCGCUGUCCUGUCUGAAGAAAACGGGAAUUUCGCCACCGUCACCUUUGACCAAGUCAGAGUUUUCCUACAGCUGCAGGAGAAGAAAGUCAAUGCUAAUUUACAGCAAAAUAGACAAGAUGAAAAAGAAAAGAUGUUACUGAAACUGGUGGCCCUGCUGAAUUUUCUGGUAACAGUUCGAGAUAUCCUGCUAAUCUGUAACUUGUAUUCGGCAUUAGAAUAUAUAUCCACGAUCAAAAGUGCCUUCAAGAGAGUUUUAGGUUCCCCUUUGGAAGACAUCUGCCGUAAGCUGGAGAUUGUGCAGUUUAUCAAGAAGAAAAAGCCCGAAGCCAACCACAAGAUUAAAGAAUUGGAACUGCAGCUGUUAAAGUGGAUUCGGAGCAUUAAUACGCAAAAUAAAUUUAAGGUACUGAUAAUAUCGAGACUGAAAUCACAGGAUGAAACUUAUGUCCUUUAUAAUUGCCUUAGAGGAAUAGGUUUAAGUGUUCUCGUUUGGGCGACUGAAAGCACUUUCCUGGAGUUAAAUCUCUUAGAUUGUUUGAGAAAAUGUUCCUGCCUUCUCGUGUGCAGCACGCACAUUGGAAAUGACUUCCCCUGGACUCAUUUCUCAUUUGUGAUCGAAUACAACUAUUCAGAGAAGUUUAACUUUUCCGAGUUGUGCAGAUGCCUGAAAAUCAAUUACAUGGCCUUCAGGUGCACUCUCCCCGACUCCAUUUUACAGAAAAGCGUGACUCUGAACGUUUUCAGCGGCUUUCUCCUGGAGAUCCAGGUUCCCUACGUGUUCCUGUUUAUGAAGUCGAAAGGGUGGAACACCGUGCCGGAAGUUCUUCGGGUCUUAGAGGCCAACUAUGAUAUCACUUUAUGGGAGAGACCUUGCAGCGAAGCGUUACAGUGCCUCGAAACUCCAGAUCGCUACGUGCUGGUGACCGUCGACGUGGACACCGCCAUAAUCCUUCAGGACAUGGAGGAAUUAAAUUGUCCGGGGGCCCCGGAUAACAUCAUGUUGAAAGUGAUAGCUCUAUCGGUUCAGUACACCAACUUCUGGAUCAUUUUCUAUCCCAAAGAGAAACAGCAUUCAGGGUUCUGCCUCUCAGAAAAUAUUCUCCGCCACCUAGCAGUCCUUCAUGCAUCUUUGGUUUCACCCUGGAUGAAAACUGAAGAAGUGGAAGUGAAGCUUGUUCUUGUGCCGGAAGCGAAAGAAGCGGCCACACUGACUCGUCAGAUUGCUGACCAGAUUCUGACAACCUCUUCGAGGAGCGUUUUCGAGUUUCUGGACAAAUCCUGGCUCUCCCCUUCACUAAGUAAGGAGGAAGAAUUCCUGCUUAGUUUUCCAUGCGUCAAUCCCUUGGUGGCUCAGAUGAUGCUGUAUCAGGCUCCGUCACUGUACCGGCUGGUGAAAGCAUCCUUAAGGCAACUUGAACAGCUCCUGCCUGAAGUUCCACCGAAGGUAUUACAGCUGUUCAAGGCCAUCACCUCGACGUACAAUUUUGCGCCGCUACACCUAGCGGGAUCGCCGUACCUCCCGGCCUCCCGCGGCCGAGACUUGGGAUAACCACAUUUCCAGCUGCUCAGAAGAGGACGCCUCCCAUAGCCGUAAAAGUUCCCGGGAAAUCCAAAUCGUGGUCUUCUGAAACCAGACUCGCAGAAGAACAGAAGUUAUGUUUCGGAAAGCCAGACGUUAAGGAAAACCUCACCGAUGUUUAUUAAUGUGUAUUGCUUAGGAUUUGGGGGUGCGUUUUAGAUAGAAUUAGUUUUAGAAGCAGUUACGCAAAAUGUUCUGAAUAGGUUAGAAAAAUGUCCAGAAGGGAAUGUUCUGUCCCCUGUUGUUUGUAAUCAUUUAAAUGUGAGUGAUUGUUGAGUAAUUUUCUUCAGCCUCAGUGAGUUGUUUAGAAUUGGGCUAAAUACAGCCGAUGGAGUAACUUUCCAAGGACACAAGUCUAUCUAGGAACCCAGCAUACUAGGCCUGAGCCACCUAAACUCGUUAGAGCCGGAAAGUGAGGAAUGCCAUUCCCAUCUCUCCUGUUGGAAAGAGCCCGGGCUUGGGAGUCCGAGGCUCUGAGUUCUAAUCCCGACCUUGGGCUCACUGUCUGGAAUCCUCCUACGCAUCUCAGAAGGCACCCUCAGAGAGGAGCAAAUUGGGAAAUACGGCAGAAUAUUCCAACGCAGAAGUGAGGAGUGCCCUCAAA
Tachyglossus aculeatus (Australian echidna) is the source of this 3616-nucleotide messenger RNA. It is a transcript of the gene SHOC1, whose product is annotated as shortage in chiasmata 1. The record is from RefSeq and is a predicted model, not a curated record. The transcript has 29 exons. Gene Ontology annotation, cellular component: condensed nuclear chromosome. NCBI's taxonomy places the organism in Eukaryota, Metazoa, Chordata, Mammalia, Monotremata, Tachyglossidae. Gene Ontology annotation, molecular function: ATP hydrolysis activity; single-stranded DNA binding. The coding region runs from base 1 to 2982 and encodes 993 amino acids. Gene Ontology annotation, biological process: resolution of meiotic recombination intermediates.